Phaeoacremonium minimum UCRPA7 is the source of this 951-nucleotide messenger RNA. RefSeq names its product putative 3-hydroxybutyryl- dehydrogenase protein. Gene Ontology annotation, biological process: fatty acid metabolic process. Lineage: Eukaryota; Fungi; Ascomycota; Sordariomycetes; Togniniales; Togniniaceae. The coding region runs from base 1 to 951 and encodes 316 amino acids. The transcript is spliced from 3 exons. Gene Ontology annotation, molecular function: NAD+ binding; oxidoreductase activity, acting on the CH-OH group of donors, NAD or NADP as acceptor. The record is from RefSeq and is a predicted model, not a curated record.
AUGCCAUUCUCUAUUCUUGGGAGACGGCAAGCCUCCAGGCUGGUGCUCCAACUGAGGCGGUACAGCUCGACCAAUGCCACAGAUGUCAAGAAGCUGGGUGUCAUUGGCGCUGGCCAGAUGGGUCUGGGAAUAGCUCUUGUAGCGGCUCAGAAAGCUCAAGUGCCUGUCACACUGGUCGACACGUCUCAGGGAGCUCUUGACAAGGGCCUGGCCUUUGCAGAGAAGCUUCUCGCCAAAGAUGUCUCCAAACAGCGCUUGACUCAAGAGCAGGCAGACAACGCCCGCUCAUUGCUCUCUCCCAGCGUGUCCCUUGAUGGCCUUUCAGACGUGGACUUUGUGAUCGAGGCUGUCCCCGAGAUCCCGAACCUCAAGUUUGACAUUUUCUCCAAGCUGGCGCAAAUCUGCCCGCCGCAUGCAAUCUUGGCCACUAACACGUCGUCAAUCUCCAUCACAAAGAUAGCCGCCGCUACGACCAAGGACCCUCGGGAUACAAGCGCAAGCUCGCGCGUUGUGUCAACCCACUUUAUGAACCCAGUUCCGGUGCAGAAGGGCGUCGAGAUCAUCAGCGGCCUGCAGACCAGCCCGGAGACGCUCGAGAGAGCCGUUGCUUUCUGCAAGGCCAUGGGAAAGAUCCCCUCGGUUUCUGCAGACUCGCCGGGCUUCUUGGCGAAUCGUAUCCUGAUGCCGUACAUCAACGAGGCCGUUAUAUGCCUUGAGACUGGCGUUGGCGACCGAGACUCUAUUGACGCUAUCAUGAAGAACGGCACCAAUGUUCCCAUGGGACCUCUGCAGUUGGCUGAUUUUAUCGGCCUGGACACGUGUUUGGCCAUCAUGAAGGUGCUGCAUACCGAGACAGGUGACUCCAAGUAUCGGCCUAGUGUACUCCUGGCCAAGAUGGUUGAUGCUGGGUGGCUUGGGAAGAAGAGCGGAAAGGGAUUCUACGACUAUUAG